AUGCUGCAGGCACUGACUGGACUACAGUUUCAGCUCAGAGGAAAGCUACAGGAUGAAGAGUGGACAGACAAGCACCCUCGAGAAGAAGCCCAUGCACAUUAUUCACAGUGUCACAUCCCAGUUUCACAGUAUCCUGGGUUCAAUGGUUUUUUUCCGAUGGGAACACACUUUUCAUCAAACAAGGCUCCAGCAAUCCCAGAGGUACAAACACACUUGGAAAAUCAGUCUAGAUACCACAUACAGCAAAACCAGAGGCACCAGGUGAAGCAGUACCUGACCCUCGACACCAAGCUGUCCAGCCAAACCGUCUCCUUGUCCCACUCCCACACGAUCCAGCCUGCAGGAGUGACUUCCAUCCUCAGAAACGGACACAUGCCUCCUGCCAGUGAUAUUGGCACAGCUGAAAGCCCCGUUACCAAGCUGCUGGCCCUUGGAGGAGAACAUGAAAAUGCGAUGGAGGAGGUUAUUGAAGACAUAAUCAAUAUGGAAUCAAGUUUCAAUGAUGAAGGGAUAGGUUGCUCUGAAACUCCUCUACUAAUGCAAAGAACUCUAUCCAGCAGCAUUUUGGAUAUAUAUAACAGUGACCAGGGAAUGGCAGCAGCUAAUAUGGGUCUCACAAAUGCUUCCUGCCCAGCUAAUCUACCAGUAAAAAGGGAACUUACAGAAGCAGAUACAAGAGCAUUGGCAAAGGAGAGGCAAAAAAAGGAUAAUCACAAUCUCAUUGAGAGAAGAAGAAGGUAUAAUAUUAAUUAUCGAAUCAAGGAGCUUGGCACACUCAUCCCCAAGUCUAAUGAUCCUGAUAUGCGCUGGAACAAAGGAACUAUUUUAAAAGCAUCAGUGGAGUACAUCAAGUGGCUACAAAAAGAACAACAGAGAGCUAGAGAAUUAGAACACAGGCAGAAGAAAUUAGAGCAUGCUAACAGGAGACUUCUACUCCGAAUUCAGGAACUAGAGAUCCAGGCACGUGCACAUGGCCUUCCAGUCAUGUCUUCACUCAGUGCAGUUGAUUUAGCUGCACAGGUCAUCAAGCAACAGCCUUAUCCAGAGGAGAACUCUGUAGACUACUCCCAACAAAUGCCUCUGGCACACAGACCAAAUUCUGACGUUUGUGAUGGAUCUACAGCCUUUUCUGAUCCACUUUCACACUUCACAGAUUUGUCCUUCAGCGCAGCUUUAAAAGAAGAACAACGACUAGAGGAAAUUCUACUGGAUGACACAGUGUCACCGUUUGGAACAGACCCACUCUUGUCCUCCACGUCCCCAGCUGCAUCAAAGGAGAGCAGCAGGAGAAGCAGCUUUAGCACAGACGAUGGAGAUGAUUUAUAAAAUCAGAAAGGGCCUCAAACUUCUCUAAGCCACUGGCUAAGAGACUGAGUUGAAUGUAAGCAUGGUGUUCAUGCUUAUUUAAAUACAAAUAAGGAGAGUCACUGUGAAGACAAGUUACUACAUGACAAGGGUUUAAAUCAGCCCCUACUUCACAGGAAACUGAAAUGGACAUGAACUCAUAUCACUUUGCCCCAAAUCCACAUCCUCUGCUCACAGCUGACAUUUGCACAAACCUUCCUUCACUGGGAACUUUUUUACUAUCAUUCCAUGACUUUUUACAGUACUAUGAAAAGGCUUACCACAAAGGGAACAGCCAUGUUACAAAACUUUAUUCAAACUCUCUCCACA
Calypte anna (Anna's hummingbird) is the source of this 1674-nucleotide messenger RNA. RefSeq names its product transcription factor EC (gene TFEC). Bases 1 to 1326 code for a protein of 441 amino acids. Gene Ontology annotation, cellular component: nucleus. Lineage: Eukaryota; Metazoa; Chordata; Aves; Apodiformes; Trochilidae. The record is from RefSeq and is a predicted model, not a curated record. Gene Ontology annotation, molecular function: protein dimerization activity; RNA polymerase II cis-regulatory region sequence-specific DNA binding; DNA-binding transcription factor activity, RNA polymerase II-specific. Gene Ontology annotation, biological process: regulation of transcription by RNA polymerase II. The transcript has 8 exons.